Dryobates pubescens (Downy woodpecker) is the source of this 6553-nucleotide messenger RNA. It is a transcript of the gene COL22A1, whose product is annotated as collagen type XXII alpha 1 chain. The coding region runs from base 116 to 4897 and encodes 1593 amino acids. The transcript has 64 exons. The record is from RefSeq and is a predicted model, not a curated record. Lineage: Eukaryota; Metazoa; Chordata; Aves; Piciformes; Picidae.
GGAAUCAUUCUCAGGAAGACGCACCUGCAAAAUCCAUCUAGGCUACAGAUUGGAUUCCUAGCAAGUUUCUCACCAGAGAGAAAAGACAAACUGAUAUAAGCAAGGAGAUACGGAUAUGUCCAUUACAGGAAGAUGCCGUGUGCUCCAUCUCCUGGUUCUUCUCAUAUUCAUGUUCAGCGGGGAGAGAAUUGAGGCACAAAGAGCAGGUUGCAAGAAUGUUCACUAUGACCUUGUCUUUAUCUUGGAUGCCUCCUCCAGUGUUGGAAAAGAAGAUUUUGAGAAAGUUCGACAGUGGGUGUCUAAUUUGGUGGAAACUUUUGAGAUUGGCCCAGACAAAACCCGUGUAGGUGUGGUGCGAUACAGCGAUCGUCCGACAACAGAGUUCGACCUGGGAAAGUAUAAAACACGUGAGGAAAUCAAAGAGGCUGCACGAAAGAUUAAGUAUUAUGGGGGUAAUACAAACACUGGAGAUGCUCUCAGGUACAUCAACACCUACAGCUUUUCCAAAGAAGCUGGUGGGAGACUUAGUGAUCGAACAGUUAAAAAAGUGGCUAUCCUUUUGACUGAUGGAAGAAGCCAGGAUUAUGUCUUGGAUCCAGCCACUGCAGCCCAUCAGGCUGGAAUUAGGAUCUUUGCUGUGGGUGUUGGUGAAGCCUUAAAAGAAGAACUGGAUGAAAUUGCUUCAGACCCCAAGUCUGCUCAUGUGUUUCAUGUGUCUGAUUACAAUGCCAUCGAUAAAAUUCGAGGGAAGCUUAGAAGACGUCUCUGUGAAAAUGUCCUGUGCCCAAAUGUCCACGUGGAAGGAGAUCGAUUCAAACACACUGAUGGGGAGACUGAUGAAAUUCCAGGAUUUGACCUGAUGGAUUCGUUCAGCGUGAAACAGAUUUUUGGAAUGAAAGAAAAUGGAAUUCAGAGUGCUUAUGUACGGCUUGGAAGCUUCCCUGUUGUUCAGAAAACUGAGGAUGUAUUUCCACAAGGUCUCCCUGACGAAUAUGCCUUUGUAACUACAUUCAAAUUCCGGAAGGCUUCCAGGAAAGAAGAUUGGUAUAUUUGGCAGAUUAUUGACAAGUAUGGCAUACCACAGGUCUCGAUCCGACUAGAUGGAGAGAACAAAGCUGUAGAGUACAAUGCCAUUGGGCUCACCAAGGAUGCUGUGAGAGUGGUCUUCCGAAGUGCCCGCGUCGGUGACCUUUUUGACCGCAACUGGCACAAAAUUGCCCUCAGUAUACAGUCAACGGCUGUCUCACUUUACAUAGACUGCAGACUGGUGCAAAUGCUGCCUAUUGAAGACAGGGAAAAUAUUGACAUUCAAGGAAAGACUGUGAUUGGCAAACGCUUGUAUGAUAGUGUCCCCAUUGAGUUUGAUCUUCAGCGGAUGGUUAUUUACUGUGAUUCUCGGCAUGCUGAGCUGGAGACCUGCUGUGACAUUCCCUCUGGACCAUGCCAGGUCACGGUCCUAACAGAAGCACCUCCCCUGGAAGUGAGGCCCACCAUUGGCAGUGAGCAAGUUGGCCACCUCAAGACUUUCAACUGUUCCUGUCCUGCUGGACAGAAGGGGGACAGAGGUCCAAUUGGCCCUGGAGGUCCUAAAGGUCAAAAGGGAGAAAUUGGCAUUCAAGGCCUUCCUGGACUCAGAGGUGAAAAAGGAGAGUCGGGCAGAGCCUAUGGCUGGGGAGAAAAAGGAGAAAAGGGGUCCCUGGGCUCACCUGGCCCCCCUGGGAAGGAUGGAGCAAAAGGAGAAGCUGGUAAACCAGGACAGCCAGGAGCAUUUGGACUGCCUGGGCCAGCAGGUCCAAAGGGAUCCGAGGGGAAACAGGGUCCUCCAGGAAUUAAAGGCUAUGUAGGUGCACCGGGUCUGCAAGGAGAAAGAGGAGAAAAGGGAACACGAGGAGACAAGGGAGAACGAGGCUUCGAUGGGUUCCCUGGGAAACCAGGUGUGGAGGGGAAACAGGGCCCUGCUGGCAGCCCAGGCCCUCCAGGUGUCACUGGGACCAAAGGAGAAAAGGGUGAACCAGGACUUCCAGGACUGCCUGGAUCUUCAGUGCAUAUUGAAGGCCUAAAAGGAGAGCAAGGAGAACCUGGGCCAAGAGGACCGCAAGGCCAACCUGGACUUCCUGGACCUCCAGGAGAGGCUGGUCUGGAAGGCAAGCCUGGAGCCCCAGGUUUACCAGGUCAAAGGGGUAAAAAGGGAGAACCAGGAUUCCCAGGAAUCAAUGGUCUGAUUGGCCCUCAGGGACCUCCAGGGCCCCCAGGCAUUGCUGGACCACCUGGAGCACCAGGAUUGCCUGGAGAGAUUGGAGUUGCUGGUAAAACUGGACCACCGGGACCAGCUGGUUUGCCUGGCAAAGAUGGGUUAAAUGGACUUCCUGGGCUUCCAGGUCAAAAGGGAGAACAAGGGGAAAAGGGUGAGGAAGGCUUUCCUGGAACAGCUGGCCCUAAGGGUGAACCAGGGAGCCGUGGACAACCUGGUGAGCAGGGUGAAGCAGGUCUUCCUGGUCUUCGGGGUUUACCUGGACUGAGAGGAGAAAAAGGAGAUCAGGGAGAAAGAGGAAAAGAUGGUUUCCCAGGAUUGAAAGGUGAAAGAGGAGCAAAGGGUGACGUGGGUUCCCCUGGACCACCAGGCUUACCUGGAACAACAGCCUUCUUCACCCCAUACCCUAGGAUUCCUGGUGAAGCUGGACCAAAAGGGGAAAAAGGAGAUCAAGGAAUGAGUGGAGAACCUGGAUUACCCGGGGUCCCAGGUAAACAAGGUGUCCCAGGACCUGCGGGAGAACAGGGCACAAAGGGGCAGAAAGGAGCCCGAGGAGAAGCUGGAGCCCCUGGAGAGACUGGUGUGACUGGACCAGCAGGGCCCCCAGGUCCAAGAGGCUUGCCAGGAAAUGUGGGUGUGCCUGGAAACCCUGGGAUACCAGGAAAGGCAGGAGAAAAGGGGGAAAAGGGUGAUCCUGGAAAAGAGGGAAAAGUGGGUUUACCUGGACCAGCUGGUGAGCCAGGGCCUGCUGGACAGCCAGGCUUGCCUGGUAAGGGUAAAGAUGGAGAGCAGGGACAAAGAGGCCCACCAGGUUUGCCAGGACCCUUUGGACAGAAGGGUGAGAGGGGAGCUCCUGGCCUCCCUGGACAGCCAGGAGACAGAGGUGUGCCAGGAAUUGGGCUGGCUGGACCCCCUGGCCCUAUGGGACCCCCGGGAGACAAAGGGUCAUUGGGUCCUCGUGGUGUACCUGGUAUCCCUGGACCACAGGGGCCUCCUGGCCAGGAUGGUCUACCUGGAAAUCCAGGGGAAAGAGGACCUCCUGGAAAACCAGGUUCCCCACCCCUGCUCUCUCCAGAGGACAUAAAUCUCUUGGUAAAGGAUGUGUGCAGUGAAUGUCCUCCUGGCCCACCAGGACUGCCAGGCAUCCCAGGCUUCAAAGGUGAUAAAGGUCUUCGAGGGCCACCAGGCAGAGAUGGUCAGGAUGGGAAAAUGGGGAAUGCUGGUCCCAGAGGUCCUACAGGCCCACCUGGACUAGAUGGCCCAAAGGGUGCUAAAGGAGACCGUGGUAUGACUGGAGAUGUAGGAGAGAAAGGAGAACAGGGCCACCCUGGAAUGCCUGGCUUCUCAGGGGCUCCUGGAAACCCUGGUCCACCUGGACCAGAUGGGGCACCAGGACCAAUAGGACCAGUAGGAAACCCAGGAGAUAUAGGUAAAGAUGGUCCUCCAGGUCCACAAGGCCCACCAGGGUUACCUGGACUUCCAGGCAUGGCUGGGAAUGAUGGCAAAGACGGCAAACCAGGAUCUCUUGGGGAACCGGGCAAGCCUGGAGAACCAGGGCUUCCAGGACAGGAAGGUGCCAGAGGCUUACCAGGUUUCAAAGGACAGAGAGGAGAUACAGGUCCACCAGGUCCCCGGGGAGAGCCAGGUGCAACAGGUCCUGCUGGUCGUGAGGGCCCACAAGGGAAGGAUGGUGAUACUGGUCCCAUGGGACCACAGGGCCCUCGAGGACUCAGAGGGCAACCGGGCAAGAAUGGAUUGCCUGGAUCUGCAGGGGAACCUGGCCCGGCAGGUAGCCCAGGUCCUAAAGGAAAUAAAGGAGAAAAUGGCAGCCCAGGACUCCCUGGCUUCACAGGACCCCGAGGACCACCUGGAGAACCAGGAGAGAAAGGUCCUCCUGGAAAAGAGGGUGCACCAGGAAAACCAGGUGAAAUUGGGUCCAAGGGAGAGAGGGGAGAGCCUGGCAUCAAAGGUGAAAAAGGCCCUCAAGGAGAAAAGGGCCCUCCAGGUGAUCCUGGGAUACCUGGUCAUAAAGGACAUCCAGGACUGAUGGGUCCCCAUGGACCCCCAGGAGACACUGGGCAAGUUGGACCUCCUGGUCCUCCAGGACAGCCAGGAUUUCCAGGACCAAGGGGGGAACCCCCAUCUCUAGAGACUUUGAGAAGGCUCAUCCAAGAGGAGUUAGCCAAGCAGCUAGAUGCAAAGUUAGCCUAUCUCCUAGCUCAGAUACAGCCUGCACAUGUAAAAGCAUCCCAUGGAAGACCAGGGCCUCCUGGUCCCCCUGGGAAAGAAGGACUCCCGGGAAGAAUUGGCCCUCCAGGGGAGCCUGGACAGCCUGGACAAACUGGGUCUGAAGGGCCACCUGGACCGAUUGGUCCCAAAGGAGAAAGAGGAGCAAAGGGUGAGAAAGGAGACACUGGCAUUGGCCAACGAGGUGAAAUGGGGCCUCCAGGAAUUCCAGGCCUCCCAGGAGAGCCUGGCUAUGCCAAAGAUGGGAUGCCAGGACCACCAGGCCCUCAAGGUGAAGCUGGUGUGCCUGGUCUCACCGGCCCACAGGGACCUCCAGGAGUCAACGGGCAGUGUGACCCCACUCAGUGUGCUUACUAUGCAAGCCUGGCUGCCAGACCUGCCAAUGUCAAAGGGCCCUAGAAUGCAGGGAGUAUCCCCAGACUUGUCUUUGAAACUUGAAUUCAUCACAUCUGCCAAGAGCUCUCAGAUGUCUUCAACUGUGUUUCUUUCAUGGGAGGCCUUCUAAAGCCAACAGAUGCUGCCGGUCGGUCAGAUUGUUUUUAUGAAUUAUUAUUAUUAUCUUUGAUGUGAUAUGUGAAUUUGGUUUUGUUUUCUCUAACAUCAGGGCAUAUUAAACUAUUAAAAAUAUGUGGGCUUUUCCUCUUUGGGAGAUUGUAUAAUAUCAAUGCAUUUUGUACCUGUUUACACAGAACCAUUCCGAUGCCAAAAUUUUUGUCUGCUUUCUGGUUAAUUCUUUUCAAAGCUUUACUCCUCACCCUUGAAGCUGAAAUUAAGUCCUACAGUCCAAAGCACUAAAUGUGUGGCACAGGCUGGUCACAGGAUUGUUGGUGCAAUCUGCUAUCCACGUGGAGGGGAAGAAAGUAAAGCCAUGCCAAAGCUGGAAGAGAGGUCUCCAGUACACUCGACUCACAAUGGACAAACAGUUACGAACAGCCAGUGUAUUUCCCAGAAAACCCUUAUGAUCCUUAUUAAAUUUAAAAUUCUGCCCAUAAGUGAAUCUGUAUCCAAUGGGAACUACUUUUUAUGGGACCAGUUGACAUCACAAUAAGAUCUGAAGAGACUACAGAGAUAAUCUAAAUCUCCGCACUGCUCCCUGUUCAAGAAUUUCAGUACUUGGAGGGUUUGGUUCUACCAGAUGGAAUUUUAUCUUCCUUCUGUCAGGGAGAUGCCUAUGCAAAAAUCUUUGAUCCUGUUCUCUGUAAGCACAGGGAUGCCAAAUUCCCUGUUCAUUGUCAGUGUGCACACAGCUCUCUACAACUGCUUCAUCCAAAAAUCAGCCAGAGUAGUAAGAAGGUCUCCUGUUAUUAAAAAUCUCAGGAAACUAAGUGUGACCCAGCUUCACUAUUUUGGAUGAUGCACUAUGAGAGUAUCUGGACAAGGUAAUGUGUUAGAGGGUAAGUGAGAAGUUUCACACUAGUCAGUGUUCAAAAACCUGUGAGAAACUCUGUUUGAGGGUGAAAGCAAAAAAGUCAGUCACUGGCCUUUUUCCUUUAUCAGCUAAUUGCCAAAAUCAACCUCUGAAUGCAAAAUUAAAGAGGGGAUGGAGUCUGACAAGACCUUUGCAAUAAGUGCCAGCAAAGCACCUGCAUUUUCAAAACUCUUCUGCAGAAAGCAGUUUUUACUGAGAUAUUGAAGUAAUCAGCCUGACACAGGCACCAAGUGCUGAAUGUGUUCAGAAUUCUCAUCAGGUCUUCUGGAGUCAGAAAAGAGGCAUCAUGCCCUGCUGGCAAGUUCACCAUAUGGCAUGGUGUUUCCAAGCUGGCUAAACCAUGCAGAAGCCACAUCUGUCUAUAACCACUCCAGAAACAGCCCCUGAGGCUACAGGACAUAGAUAACCAUUUGCCAGUCUUGGAGUCUGUUUCUCAACCAGCAGCAGAUAAAAUUUGCCUCUGCUUUACUGAAAAAUGAAAUCAAAUAAGAUGUUCACAUGCCAGGGUUAAACAGUCUUUAUUGUGUAGCUGUCAGUAGUGCUAUUUUUUGCUAUUUCCUAUGCAAAUAAACUCUUUGAUUUAAUUUUACUGUGUCUUUUGCUAUGGAAAGACCAAUCAAAGUGAA